Molecule: messenger RNA, 1114 nt
Organism: Paramacrobiotus metropolitanus
Lineage: Eukaryota; Metazoa; Tardigrada; Eutardigrada; Parachela; Macrobiotidae
Product: ras-related protein Rab6
Exons: 5
Coding region: 254-883 (209 amino acids)
Molecular function (GO): GTP binding; GTPase activity
Source: RefSeq, a predicted model, not a curated record
GUAAAAGCUAUGGUAAAAGUAUUAUGAGUGACCCCCUCCACGUGGCUAGCGGGGGUUAGUGUUGUUAACGAUCCACAAAGUAACAAAAUGAAAAUUCAUUCUCCUAGUCAGCAUCGUUGUUGCCAGAUUUCUUAACGGGAGCCGGAGUUUUCAUGCGUUUUUGAGUGGCCACUGCUGGAUAUCUAAUUCAUUACGUUUGCGUUCGGGACAGCUACCGCCGUGGCAGCAUUCUUUAAGUUCCUAACCACCGAAAAUGACAACUGCAAGUGAAUAUGGAAAUCCUCUGAAGAAGUUUAAAUUGGUUUUCCUCGGCGAGCAGAGUGUUGGAAAAACAUCUCUGAUAACGAGAUUUAUGUACGAUACAUUCGACAAUACGUACCAGGCCACAAUUGGAAUCGACUUCCUCAGCAAAACGAUGUAUCUUGAAGACAGAACGAUUCGUUUGCAGUUAUGGGAUACAGCGGGUCAAGAACGUUUCCGAAGUCUAAUUCCCAGUUAUAUUCGAGAUAGCACCGUGGCGGUCGUUGUUUACGAUAUAACGAAUGCGAAUUCGUUCCACCAAACGUCAAAGUGGAUUGACGAUGUACGCACGGAACGAGGCAGCGAUGUUAUUAUAAUGCUUGUUGGAAAUAAGACAGAUCUUGCGGAAAAGCGGCAGGUUAGCACCGAGGAAGGCGAAAAGAAAGCCAAGGAAUUGAAUGUGAUGUUCAUUGAAACCAGUGCUAAAACUGGAUAUAAUGUUAAACAGUUGUUCCGCCGUGUGGCUGCAGCGCUACCGGGUAUGGAUAAUAAUGAGGAGAAGAGUAAAGGAGAUAUGGUCGAUGUGCAUCUUGAAGAUCACAAGACCCCCACAAAAACGGACGAUGGCGGAUGCGCAUGUUGAUUCCAGUGCGGCUUUGAAUCUGUUUUUGUUAUUUAAUCUAUUUGUCAUGGUUACAUUCGAAUGCUUCUCGCAAGUUCCAUCAAAGCGUGUGAAUUUGAGGCUUGAGCUUUCUACUUGGUUUGUUUUGACUUUUCUUCAUUUUUUAUAUAUAUGUUUUAUAACUGUUUCCUUAUGUGUACUAUCAUUUCGUGGUAUGCGAUUUGUAAACUGAAAAGAAAGGCACUGCAACGA